This is a messenger RNA of Brienomyrus brachyistius, 2415 nucleotides long. RefSeq names its product inhibitor of growth protein 5-like. The record is from RefSeq and is a predicted model, not a curated record. Gene Ontology annotation, cellular component: nucleus. Gene Ontology annotation, biological process: positive regulation of apoptotic signaling pathway; positive regulation of DNA-templated transcription. Gene Ontology annotation, molecular function: chromatin binding. NCBI's taxonomy places the organism in Eukaryota, Metazoa, Chordata, Actinopteri, Osteoglossiformes, Mormyridae.
GAAUUUCUAUUCCAGCCAAUGGGACGGGAGGAAGUCCCGACCACGUAAUUGAGUUCGGCGUUCGAGUUCACGCGGGCUGGAUUAAAAAAAUUGUGUAUAGCGAUUAGGAAAGAUGGCGAAAGCGAUAUAUUUGGAGCAUUAUCUUGACAGUAUUGAAAGCCUGCCGUGUGAACUGCAGAGGAGCUUCACCCUUAUGCGUGAGCUGGACACCAGGACUGAAGAGAAGAAGGGGGAGAUCGACAAGUUGGCAGUGGAGUACAUCGCAAAUGUGAAGACGCUGGCCUCCGAGCAGAGGGUGGAGCACCUACGGAAGAUUGAGAGCGCCUACGACAAGUGCAGGGAGUACAGCGACGACAAGGUGCAGCUGGCCAUGCAGACGUACGAGAUGGUGGACAAGCACAUCCGCAGGCUGGAUGCUGACCUCGCCCGCUUCGAGAACGAGCUGAAGGAGAAGCUGGACACGAGCGGUUACGAGAGUCCAGAUGGGAAGGAUUUAAAGAAAACGAAGAACCCAAAGGAAAAGCGGAGCUCGAGGACAAGGGGGAAGAAGGGGUCAGACGAAGAUUCGCCGAGGAAGAAGAAGAUGAAGAAUGGUCCUGACUUCAGUAACUCCCUGCUGGCUGUCCACCCGUCCGAUGUUCUGGACAUGCCCGUGGACCCCAACGAGCCGACAUACUGCCUGUGUCACCAGGUGUCGUACGGCGAGAUGAUCGGCUGCGACAACCCUGACUGUCCAAUCGAGUGGUUUCACUUCGCUUGCGUGGACCUCACAACAAAGCCCAAAGGCAAAUGGUAUUGUCCACGCUGCACCCAAGACCGGAAGAAGAAAUAAGUUUGCACUGUUGUGUAGUUUUAAGUAUUUUCAUAUAUAAAAUGCUUCCUUGUUUAUGCAGUACAGGUACAUAUGUAUGUUUUGUCAGUAUGGGCUAUAGUGUCACAAUCAGCCAAUACUUUUCCUGUAUUGGAGGAUACAUGAAUAAUUUUUGGCAAGCAGUCGUCGUAUUAGCUGAGCUAUAAACAAAGUACUGGUAUACUAGGUAGUCGCCGUGAAGCAGUUCUCAAUAUGGGCAUAUAGAGAAGAGAAAUAUUUCAGCUGAACGAACUACCUCACUGGAUGAAAUGCUCUUGGUUCUGAACCAAAAAAAAAUGGGCAGGGGGUGGGAGGGGUUUGAGUCGCGGGCCGGUCCUGUGCUGUAGGAGGUAGACGCUGAUCUUGCCAAGUGAGUAAGAGAAUAGCAACGUGAGCUCAUUAAUCAGCAAUAUGAACAUGUGAUUUGUGGGUGUUACUGAAUUGAGGCCAAAGUUCUGCUGAACACUAAAGACGGGAUAAAAAUGCAGGUAAUAAAGCGUGUGAGGUGGAUAGUGAGGAGCAGGCAUGUGGGUUGGUGCCUCCUUGGUUCUGCUUGUCCCAUUGCUUGUAUGCAGUUUGUUUACGCUCAUUCAUUGCUGGAGUCGGCUUCAGGUGUGGCGUCCAAAGUUUCUGUUUGCUGGGCCGUGAAUGUUCUUGCAGUAAAGGGAUCUUUCUUCAGUUACCUUUGUCUGCCGUUGGUAAGAGCUGUCAAGCAGCUUGUGUGGGUUGUGCAAAAGGAAAUCCUGCUUCAGGUUUUAGUGCCGGUGUGCUGUGCGCUCCUCGAACCUGCCCAUGAUCCUCAAAAUGGUUCCACAACAUUUAUGGUUGUUGAUUCUCCUAUGAAAAAUGAAUGAAUUGCACAAUUUGAAAAAUAUACAUACCUGUGUAGAGUCUUCUACGAUUUUUAACACCAAAAAUGCAUGGGCUUCAUUUUUGUGGGAGGAGCCUAAUUUUAAAAAAAGCCCAUUCCACAUAGUUUGCUGUGUAUUUUAAACCCUCGAUUAACAAGUUGACUGUAUAUAACUAGCUUUGUCAUAUGGCUGUGUCGCUUGGCCUGGUCCACUGGCAGACUUUCUAUUGACGAAGCUGAAAGGUAUUUGCUAGCUUAUAAGCAGAGAUUUUUAAUUUUGAAUUAUUGCAAUAAGGCUUCUUAUAACUUGCAUGCAAAAGUAUAGGUAAUUUCUUUUAGGAUUAGAAGCUUGAAAAGUUGAAUGUCAUAAAUCCAUCUAUUUUCUAGCCACUAAUCUUGUUCAGGGUCUUUGGAUGUCAUAAAUAUUGUGGUAGUUCUGUAUAUUCUGGUUUAUUAUUGUAAUAUUCACACUUUCAUCAGUGCCACUAAAUCCUUUUGUCAGCUGGAGCAGAAAAGCACUAUAUGAAUAUGUAUUGGAGAACAACUUCUUGCUUCAGGCUUGCUGCUUUUUCUCAAAUGCUUUUCCAAAGAGAACGCAUUAUUUUCUUUUGUAAAGAAACAAAGCAUUGGAUAACUGAUGUAUAUAAACUUUUGUUGUAUAUCUGUAUUUUUGGCCAUGCUAUAUUCUUAUAAAUAAAGGAUAUCUUGGAAAAGA